AUGCCGCUUGCAACGCCAGCGCGAGAGCGUCAUCACCAGCCCGAGACGGUGCAGACUCCCAAGGCCCAGACGGUGCCCGUGACGGAGUGGACAGUCGAGACGCUUGCGAAGCAGCUCACGACGUUCAACCAGCAGGUCCGGAGGGACCACUCACAGCUCGUCGCCCAUGCCAUUGAGAGCGCAAGGUGUCGAGAGUGGCGCACGCAUCAUGGCCUGGAUCUCUUUCGCGAGCUGCGGACUCAUCCCAAUCCAGAGGUCAAGGGCAAGCAGAUUAAAAUCAAAUUCAAGCAGCACAACAAGAACAAGAAAGAGCAGAGAGACGUUCGCUACAAUGUGCAUUGCGUCAAGACCAACAAGCCCGCUGUUCCGGCUUACCGGUUUCACCAUGUGGAAAUCAAGAAGAAUGUCUUGAUGCCCAACACCAUGCUGACGUUCGUCCCCCAUCUGCGGGACCUGGAGGGGUCCGAAGAGGCAAAGUACAAUCUCUGGCUUAAGGAGCUGGAGGACAUUGACCUCAAAUCUGGGUUCAAGCCCAUGAACCGCGACGAGAAGUUUGUCGCCAUCAUCCAGGGCGAGCGCGCUGCCACGCUCUCGCUCUACUUGGAUCAGUGGCUCAAGGAGCUCAACAUACCAUCCUGCAACAAAUCUACACUCAUCAGGUAUAUGGCGAGCCAUGCGUCCGACGACGCCAUAACGCCCCAGCAAAAGACGGACAUCAUCAGGUCCCAUGGCCACGGGGACGCCAUGACACCAGAGGAGCACAGGGCGGCGGAGCUGUUCACUGCCGCAUUUCAGCUGGCGUUUAAGGAAAACCAACCGCAGUUGAAGCAGAUCGAGCUACGCAAGGUGCUGUGUCUCGACGAGUCUGUUGAUAGUGUCAUGGACAACAAGCCCGCGGCCAAGGAAGUGUCCAUUGUCCAGCAGGAUAGCGAGGAUGAUAUUGUCGAGUCCAACCUGGCCACCUACUGCAUUUUGGGAUGUCUCAUUUGCUUCAGCCAUUCCUGCGAUCACGGCGAAUACGACAUCAAGAAUUGGAAACGCACCUUUUCCUUGUCGUCCUGCGCGCCCUUGUCGGACAUUUUGAGGAGAAAACGAAUAGCGGCAGCAGGAGUAAACACCAUUGCUGACGUGCCUUGCCGACGGAGGUGCUAUCGGCUAAAAAUCCCUCCUGACCCGAGCGCAGUGCUGAAGCCGUGGACUGAAGAUGAGCGCAUGCUCCUGCGGACUCUGUAUAUCACGACCGAUUUCAGUAAGACGACGAUGGAUCCCAUCUGUCUUGCAACGGAGUUUCUGAACCGCAACUGCGACGAGGUAUACGCAGAAUUUCAGUCUCUCAAUAUCAGCAUACCCGAGCUUGAACUCACCGAACCGCCUCGACCGCGAAACAUUUCGUGGUACGAUCGCAAACGGAAGAUGCUCAUCGGGGAUUGGCAAGACCACACCAUCACCCAUGAACAUCAACGACGGGAACUGCUCGAACCAUGCUCUCACGACGGCCCAUGCGCCCCCAAGAUAUGCAGCUGCGUCGAUGCCGGGGCUCUGUGCGAAAGAUUCUGCGGCUGCACAGAGGCGACCUGCGCUUAUAAGUUCACAGGCUGUGCUUGCCACUCUUUAGGCAAGACGUGUCUUCCGAAGCAAAAAGACAGGCCGUGUAUCUGCGUGCAACUCAACCGCGAGUGUGAUCCCCAGCUGUGCGGUUCAUGCGGCGCUUUUGAACGUGCGGAUCCUGCCAACGCGGAAGACGAUGUUUUGCACUCGACGGGGUGCCAAAACUGUGAUCUACAGCGUGGGAAGCACAAAACGCUCCUCCUCGGACAGAGUCAGCUCGAAGGAGUUGGCUACGGACUCUUUACCGCCGAGGAUAUUGCCCAGGACGAGUUCAUUGUCGAAUAUGUGGGAGAGCUCAUCACCCACGACGAGGGCGUUCGCCGCGAAGCAAGGCGCGGUGACGUGUUUGACGAAACAUCGAACAUCUCAUACGUCUUUACUCUGCUUGAAAACGAGGGCAUUUGGGUCGACGCCGCUAUUUACGGCAAUCUGAGUCGGUACAUUAACCACGCUUCGGAGCACGACACUCGGGGAUGCAAUAUUACGCCACGGAUCCUCUAUGUCAACGGAGAGUUUCGGAUCAAGUUCACGGCUUUGCGUGAUAUCAAGGCCGGCGAAGAGCUCUUUUUCAACUACGGCGAAAACUUUCCCAACCUCACCAAGAAACUGCUGGAUAACAAGUCCGGGGAGAAGCCAGAGGGCCCUAGAAAGGCCGGGCGACCCAAGCGUGCAGAGACUGGCGAUCGAGUGGCACGCAAGGUACCCAAGAUAGAGCACAAAAAGGCGGGAAGGCCGAAAUCGAAAAAGAACAAGAUGGCGGCAAAGGCGGCGACGACGACUGCUCAUACCCGCAAGAGAAAACGCCAUACGGUGAUUGACUCCGAGGAGGAAGAAUACCGCCCUCCUGGCACAGACGCAGCGUCGUCUGCAGCUGCACACGCCACCACCGAAGAGGGCGAGCUGCUGGGGUCGAAGCGGCUGCGGAAAACGACGCGAUCACAGCGAGCCAAGGAGCCCGAAACACCAUCAGCCAAGACUCCGGGAUCAGAGGAGCAAAAGCCGCGGGGCAAGCGCGGAGGGGCCCGGCCCGGCAGCGGACGACCUAGAAAGCAUCCUCGAGUCAUCCCCAGGCCAAACAAAGAACCUCCGCAGCUUGCUCAAGCUGCCCAGCCCGCUGGUUCGUCCCAGGACUCGCUGCUUGAGGCGAACACCAGCGCAUCUGCUCCCACGCAGACGCCUACGCCUACGCCGUCAACGCCAAAGCAAAGCAGGGCGGGGGGCCGUGGGCAGGAGCCCGAGGACGUUGUUGAGAUUGAAGACAGCGAAGACCAAGACGUGGUUACGAUGAGCCGGACAUCGAGGAAUAGACGGUUACCGGCGAAAUUUAGAGAGGAGGCAUAG
This is a messenger RNA of Trichoderma citrinoviride, 2949 nucleotides long. RefSeq lists its product as hypothetical. Bases 1 to 2949 code for a protein of 982 amino acids. Lineage: Eukaryota; Fungi; Ascomycota; Sordariomycetes; Hypocreales; Hypocreaceae. Gene Ontology annotation, biological process: chromatin remodeling. The transcript has 3 exons. The record is from RefSeq and is a predicted model, not a curated record. Gene Ontology annotation, molecular function: protein binding; histone methyltransferase activity.